AUGCGGGAUAAACCCGAGAUGGCGGGAUUGCCGUUGCCACAAAUCGGUGGUGGGGUGGGGACCUAUGGACAGCCGCAGGCUGGCUCGCCAAGCACCCCGGGCCCCGGCGGUGGCACAGCUGGCGGCGGCGCGAGCAGCACCCUCGGCGCUGCUGGCGGCGGUGCCUCUGGCUCUGGCACCGGCACCGCCGGUGGAGCCGGUGCGGUUGGUCUCGGGGUUACCGGGGGGACUACUGGCGGUGGAGCCGGCGGCGGUGCCGCCGGUGGCGGUUCCGCCGCUAACAAUGCUACAGUUACGACCACAGGGCAGAAUCGUCGGGGCCGAGGGUGGGGCCACUGGCACCGCGGCGACCCCAGCCUCAUGAGGGGACUCUGGAAGUCGAAGGGACCCUUAGAUUCCUUAGGGAACGCGGAGGCGUACAUCUUCCUGGCGUUGACGAUCGGUUUCGUGACGGUGGUGGUCGGCUGUUGGCUGUCGGACAACUGUUGGUCGCCGGAGCCAGAGGGGGUGGUCACCCUCGCAUAGCCUAGUGCAGACUUCCGUUCGUCCAGGCGAUAACAACUAGUAGGCGGGCCCUCCACCGGCAGUAUACCGGACAUCGUCCACUCGGAGGAGCGUAACGACGCCGGGAAUCAGCGGCCGUUGCUCGACAUCAACGACAACCACACGCUGCCGCCGAUGAUCUGACAGCGCGCGAUCGUCUGGGCCGCGAAGUCCUUCGCGGCCGAUAACAGGCCAACCGUUGGCCCCUGCUAAGCUAUCGCAGGAACGCGCGAUAACACCGAUAACAGCAGCAACAGGGGGAUGAAGGGAGUGGGGAGGGGGGGGGCGAUAGGUGCGCCAACGAUGCGGGCGAUCCUAGCGUAAAAGCAAACGUUCAUCGAAAUAUCGACAUAUCCGGUCGACGCGACGCAACAACACAACGCGAGCACGGUCCCGAUCCGAUCGUGAACGGGAUGGACGACCGAUCUCGCGUAGAUCUGUAUCGUUUAUAGUUUUGUUCCGAGCUUUAGUUUCCUCGCGUCGCGCUCGAACGCAUCCGCCACCGACUAAUCGGCGCAAGACACCUGCUCGAAUCGACGUGCAAUCGGGAAGGUGAUCUCGCGUGCCAGAUGCUGUGCAGAUACACACGCGUUCCUCGAUUGCGGGCUAUGCACCGGCCUGCACCGGCUCGCUGUCCGACAGGGGCCGAUCUCUCGCGCGGUGUCCGUUCGAUCCGCGACUUUCCAACCGUGAAAGCUAGACGAGCGUGGAUUAUCGGGUUAAUUCGUUGGGCCGUCGAACUGCGCCGCGAUGAAAUAUGAAAGUAGAGAGCCGCUUUGAAGCUCGUAGUUAGGCGAAAAUCCGGAGUGGGUCAAUAAUUUUGUUUCGGGGCCCGCUGAUGGAUUUCGAUCGGCGACGUUGUCGCGGGGUCCAUCGCGCUGGAACGAGCACGAUCAGCCACCGGAACACAGAGAACCCGUUCAUACACACGCGCGCACGUCUGCAUACGCGUGCACACGCGCGUGCAUCGUCUACGAUUCAACCUCUGUGUCCUGAUCACCGGCUAAUAAUUUAUACCGCUGCAUCGGCGAGACGCGAUGCAGCCCGCGUGAAGGACAAUGGACGGCGAAGGCUCACAUCUUCGAGUGUUACACCUGCUUUGCGUUCGUCUCCCCGACGUUGUACGGAAUUGUUGUACGAUAGUAAAUGAUCAUUUAAAAAAAAAAAAGAAAGAAAGAAAGAACACAUCGCCGAAGAUACGUUUUCCUUCUAAAUCAGGCGUGGGCGGAGUUGCGUGUGUUUUUCGGUUCUGCAGAUUGUGGCAGCGGGUCGUGUCAUGAUAAGGGAUCUCUUGGACGAGGUUCAACGGUGGUUUUCGACUUGGCAGUUGAUGUGUCUGUGUGCGGACGAUUGGCUUCCAUACCUGAAAGAUCAGAUUCAUACCCUUUAUGUGCUGCGGCGUGAGCGAAUUAGUAUGCGAAUUCGAUUCUCUGAUCGGUAAAAGUACAAUAGACUCCCGUAUAACGCGAGGUUGAUAAUGCUUGAGUGCUUGAUGUAUUGUGACACUAUUUUCAACUUGUUCAAACUAUAAAAGAAACGAUUUAUUUUUAUCUAAUUUCGGUUUCUUAGAAUCGUCUUGGAAAAUAUGUAUUUUGCACAAAGAGACUCGUAAUCUAGUGUCUAAUAUUCAAGAUUUUCAUCAAAUAUUUUAAAUUGAAGAUUCGGUUUUACGGUUUUGUUUAACUAACUAUGACUGUUUAACUAACUUUGAAAUGAUCUCUUUCUUUGAAUUGAUAUUUAUAUUAACUACAACAGUAUUCUUCGUGUUAUAAGAGAGAAAUGUUCGAUUUCCUGUAACAUUAGUUCAUAGUACGCGUAUACAUUAUCGCAUAAUACGGGAGUCUAUUAUGUAUAGUUUGUAUGGAUUGUAAAGUCCGAGGUAUGAAAGUCGCCACGUUGGAACAGGUUUCAUGAAUAAUAUUGCUUAAUUGAAUGUCGAUUACAUAAUGUAUCGAAUAAGUAAUACUGAUUUGCAGAUCAAAAUAUUUAUUCCAAGCAGCCAUUUGAAAUUCGACUAACAUGGAGAGGUUCCCAAAUUUCACGCUCACUUUUUGAUGAGAUUUGGCACAGGUUUUAUUUUGGCAUAGGUUUCAAAUAAUUAAUGUUAAAGUAUUAAAGGAGAUUACAGCGCGAGGGUUCAGGUAGGCCGGAUCGAAUCUCCCCACUCCUUAAUAUUUCUAAUGCUAUGUUGGUGUCGUAUGCUUUCGCUCGCGUUACUGGGAACGAUUCGGCUCCGACCGAUGAUGCCCGAACCGUGCGCCGAUUGACAUCGUACGUACGCUUCCUCAUUCGGUCGGAGCCGAACCGUUUACGUAGGGAUGGAGAUUCUUGCAUAUCCUAUUCAUGCGUAGAGACCGAAACCGCCCGAGACUGUCCGAGACCACCCGAGAAUCGAGCGCAGUCCCGAAGCUUUCGGGAGUCCCGAAACAUUCGAGAUCUCGAGAGACUCGAGCGGGUUUGCACACUCCUAGAAUUUUGUUUUACAUAUAUACGUGUACACGUGUAGUUAAUAUAUCCGCAUAUUAACCUGUGUACUUAUCAAUGCACGGGUACACGAGUGCACGUGUAAUUAAUGCAUCCAUGUUUUAAUUCGUUGAGGAAGUGUAGUAAUAAGAAUUGUUUAAUUUCGCGAAGACACAUAACAAAAUUAAUGCUAUUAUUUGCUGAGAUAAAAAAAAAGUAAAUAUGGACGAGGAAAUAAAUUAUAAAAAACGAUUGCGAGUUAUUUGGAAAUAUUUUUAAUCGAUUAAUAAUUUGUUUUUAGACAAAAAGAAACUACAGAAUACAUUUUCUGAACGAAUUAAAACACGGAUACAUUAAUUACACGUGCACUCAUGUAUCUGUGUGUUAAGAAGUAGGUAUGUAUUAACACAGGUUAAUACACCGACAUCCUUAUGCGGAACGGUUUGGCUCCCCGACCGAAUGAGCGAACGUACGUACGGCGUGAAUCGGCGCACGGUUCGGGCAUCAUCGGUCGAAGCCGAGCCGUUCCCAGUGACGCGGCGAAAGGGUACCACACCAGCGCAGUAUACUUGAAAUAUUAGGGAGUAGGGAAAGGUGGGGGAGGUUCGAUCCGGCCUACGUGACCCUCGCGCCGGUAAUCCAGCGCGUCUUAAUCUGGCCUUUUAUUAAGAACUUUAACAUUAAUUAUCUCAAAAACUAUAAGCCAUCUACCCCGAAAACCGGGUAUCGUUGGAUUCAGCUUUACAAACUUUAUUACUGUAUCAAAUCUCAUCAAAAAGCGAGCGUCGAUCAUGGGGAUCUCACCUUGUAAAUAAAUUCUCACCAAUUAUUUCUCAGCUUGUAAACAAAAACAGGCAAUUUAGAAAGAGGAGAUGCGAUUA
Molecule: messenger RNA, 3887 nt
Organism: Megalopta genalis
Lineage: Eukaryota; Metazoa; Arthropoda; Insecta; Hymenoptera; Halictidae
Source: RefSeq, a predicted model, not a curated record